UUCAAAUUCCCUUCCACAAAAAUCUGAAAUUUCAAUGCUGGCCAGCUCUCUCGCUCUCUCUUUCUAAGCUCUUCGCAGCAAAUUCAAUUUGAUUUCUUCAGUCGCCAUUCUAUUUGCAGCCACGAAUCCGUUCCAUUUCGCCCUUUGAAUUAUUCUCUUAAUUUUCCGAUUCCAUUCCAAAGGAAUCAAAUCACUCCUUUUUCACCCUAAAUUCCUUCGUUUUAAGCUCUUCUGGUCCCAGAAUCAUUCUCCGUCAUAAACCCAAUGGCUUCACUCUCAUCUUUCAUCGGUUGUUCCUCUCCUUACGGCGUGUUUCGAGCUCCUAUCAAUGGUGGAAGGGUUCGCGCCUGUCUUAGUGUAGAUGUACAAGGACCCAGUUCGACGAAGCUUCAAACAGGCAAACUUGGUUUCUCGAGCGAGGAGGUGAUCGAGUCGGAACGGAAGCUUUUCGUCGGAACCUAUGCUCGAGCACCGGUGGUUUUCUCGAGCGGUAAAGGAUGUAAACUAUAUGAUCUCGAAGGGCGAGAGUAUUUGGAUAUGGCGGCUGGAAUCGCCGUCAAUGCCCUAGGUCAUGGUGAUCCCGAUUGGCUGCAAGCGGUAACGGAGCAGGCAAAUACAGUCACUCAUGUUAGCAACCUCUUCCAUUCAAUCCCUCAGGUGGAACUUGCAAAACGCCUUGUGGCUAAAUCAUUUGCGGAUCGUGUGUUUUUCACUAACUCUGGCACGGAAGCUAAUGAAGCUGCCAUUAAGUUUGCUAGAAAGUUUCAGAGAUUUUCUCAUCCUGAUGCUAAAGAGUCACCCCCUUUUGAGUUCAUUGCGUUUUCCAAUUGUUUUCAUGGCAGGACAAUGGGAGCUCUUGCUUUAACGAGUAAGGAGCAUUACAGGGCUCCUUUUGAGCCUGUUAUGCCUGGUGUUACUUUCUUGCCAUAUGGUGAUAUUGAGGCUGCUAAAAACUUGAUUCUUAAAGGGAAAAUUGCUGCUGUUUUUGUGGAACCUAUACAGGGUGAAGGUGGCAUUUUCAGUGCUACUAAGGAGUUCUUGCUUUCCUUGAGAAAUGCUUGUGAUGAGGCUGGAACUCUUCUGGUUUUCGAUGAGAUUCAAUGUGGGUUGGGUAGAAGUGGUCAUCUCUGGGCACAUGAAGCUUAUGGUGUAUAUCCAGAUAUAAUGACCCUUGCCAAGCCUCUAGCUGGAGGUCUUCCCGUCGGAGCCGUUCUAGUGACCGAAAGAAUCGCUGCUGCCAUAAACUACGGUGACCACGGAAGUACUUUUGCAGGCUCACCGCUCGUCUGCAAUGCUGCAGUUGCAGUUGUAGACAAGAUCUCAGAUCCUGAGUUCUUGCUUAGCGUUUCCAGGAAAGGUGAGUACAUGAAAAAUUUGCUAAAACAAAAGCUGGGUGAAAACCCACAUGUUAAGGAAGUUAGAGGGCAAGGGCUUAUUAUUGGGAUAGAACUGGAUGUGUCUGCUAGCCCUCUAGUAGAUGCUUGUCGAAACUCGGGUUUGUUAAUUUUAACAGCAGGCCAGGGGAAUGUGGUUCGGCUUGUGCCACCAUUGAUCAUCACAGAGCAAGAACUAGAGCAUGCUGCUAAUGUUCUGCUUGACUGUAUCCCUGUGCUUGGCUGAUCUAAAGCUCAGCUGCUAGUUUCUCAACAAGACAUUGCCAUGAAGUCUUGUAUGUACUGUUAUAGUUUUUGAAAUAAACUUGAAAUUUGCUAUUUGGUU
Messenger RNA from Cucurbita pepo subsp. pepo (vegetable marrow), 1719 nucleotides. It is a transcript of the gene WIN1, whose product is annotated as HOPW1-1-interacting 1. Gene Ontology annotation, molecular function: transaminase activity; identical protein binding; pyridoxal phosphate binding. Gene Ontology annotation, biological process: arginine metabolic process. The record is from RefSeq and is a predicted model, not a curated record. Gene Ontology annotation, cellular component: chloroplast stroma. NCBI's taxonomy places the organism in Eukaryota, Viridiplantae, Streptophyta, Magnoliopsida, Cucurbitales, Cucurbitaceae.